AUGGCAACUACUAUCAAUCUUGAUAGAUUUGUGAGCCCGACUAAAGACCGACAGAUUUCUACUUCAAAACCUGCACGCAAAAGAUUGAAAAUUACUGCGAUAGAUACAGAACAAUUUCAGCCUGGAUCUAUUAUAAAGAUAAAGUUAUGGAAUUUUGUUACAUAUUCUCUUGCAGAGUUUACUCUAUCUCCUUCUUUAAAUAUGAUUAUUGGUCCAAACGGGUCCGGUAAAUCAACUUUUGUUUGUGCAGUUUGCCUCGGUUUGGCAGGUAAACCAGAGUACAUUGGUAGAAGCAGUAAACUGGAGGAUUAUAUAAAAAAUGGUGAAGAUCAAUCUGUUGUGGAAGUAACUCUAAAAAAUGUUCCAGAAUCUGAUUUUAAUACUGACACCAUUUUAAUAAAAACAACUAUCAAUCGAGGCAAGAAAAAGCCAGAAUAUGCGAUAAAUGGAUCUACUGUUACUGAAACUUAUAUUAGAGCUUUUGUCAAGAAAUUAAAUAUCCAAUUGGAUAAUUUAUGCCAAUUUUUAUCCCAAGAGCGUGUGGAAGAAUUUGCUAGAUUAAAAUCUGAUAAACUAUUGGAAGAAACUAUCAGAUCAAUUGAUUCUUCAAUGUUAACCAGUCUGGAAAAAUUGAAAACUCUACAAACUACAGAGAUUAGUCUACAAAAGGAUGUAGAUCUUAAAAAUAAAAAACUACAGGAAUUAACUGCUCAACGUGAAAAAUUAGAAGGGGCAGUAAAAGCAUUGAAAGAAUAUGAGCAUUUAAAAAAAGAAAUAGAAAUCCAUCAAUUAUUAUUACCUUAUGUGAAAAUUAAAGACCAUAAAUCUAAGGUGCAAUCGUAUAUUCGUGAUUUCCGUGAAGCCAAACAAAAGUUAAAAAGCUUCCUACAGGAUAAAAAACCAUUUAUUAAAGCCAAGAACUCUUUAGAAAAGAAACAAGCUAAAUAUCAAGCUUUAAAACAAGACACAAAUUCUUCUUUGAUAAAUGAAAGAAAAAAAUUAAAUAGCAUCCUAAAUGAUUUAGGGAAGGGGAAAGAAGAAAUUAUAAAGAGAAAAAAACAAAUUGAAUAUUAUGAAAAUAGAACAAAGAAAUUACAAGAAUCUAUUAGAUCUACUGAGAAAGAGAAGGAAGAUAAAAUAGCCUCAUUGGAGACUCUUCAAUUACCUGAUCAACAAACCCUUGAUGAAAUCACUAAUGAGCGAAAUACUUUAAUCGAAAAAGAAUCCAAUAUUACUACCAAAAUCAGAUCAAUUGAUAGUAGAGUUGCAACAAUAAAUCAUGAAAUGAUGACUCUUGAUAGACAGCAGCAGGAAAGAAAGAAAAAAUUAACAACUAAGGACAAAAUAGGUAUCUUAGAUUCGCAAAAUGAUCUAAAUAUUGUCAAGCAAGCCGUUCUACAUAUUAGAGCCAAUCCCGAAUUACAAGGAAAAUUUUUAGAACCUCCAAUCAUCACUAUUAGUGCAGAUGAUAUGACAAUUGCAUCUUAUUUGAAUCAUUGUGUUGAAUUUAACACAGCAAAAGCCUUAACAUUAGCAGAUUCCAAUGAUUUUGAAAAAUAUGGUGAACCACUUUUGAAAAAAUUUCCAAUAAACUUGAGAGAAAUCAGAAAUGUUCCUUUAGAUGUUCCAGUUCCAAGGGAGAAUUUACGAGAAUUUGGUUUCGAAGGUUACUUAUCAGAUUUUAUUCAUGGUACACCUAAAGUUAAAAGAAUGUUAUGUGAAAUCCAUAAAAUCCAUACAAUUCCAAUUAGUAGAAGAGAAUUAUCUCCUAGUCAAUUGGAAACAUUAUGUAGGCCUAACCAGCAGAAUUCGAUAUAUUUUAGAAGAUUUAUCCACGGAAACAAUUUUGUUAACGUCAAUAAAUCGGAAUACGGUACAAGACAGAUUUAUACAAAUAGUAAUACCAUAAAGCCAAAUAAAAAAUUUUAUUUAGGCUCUGGUUUAUCCGAAGAAAUGAAGGAAUCUGUAAAACAAGAAAUUAUCACUUUAUCAUCACAAUUUAAAGAAAGGCAAGAAGAACUUGGGAUGCUGUCUUCUAAAAAGGGUGAUCAUAAAUCUGAAAUAUCUGAUGUUCAAAAAGAGAUUAAGUCCUUAUCAGCACGACACUCUGAACUAAAUAGUAUACGAAAUUCACAUUCAUUCAUUAAAUCCACCAUUGAACGAUUGGAGGAAAGGCUGCAAGAAUUAAAUAAUGAAAUACGAAAAGAUGUUUCAACAACAAUCGAUACCGUACAAGGGAAAAUUAAUGAACUAGUCAAGAACCAAACUAAAUUAUUAAAGGCAAUGACUGAACAAAUGAAUAACAUUAAAGAUAGCAAUGAUGAACUAUUUAAAGCAGAUAUUAAAUUUUUUGAGGCCUAUAAUCUAAAUGUUUCAAUGAAUGAUGUUAUUGCCUUUUUCAACGAAAAAGAACAAGAGCUAUCUCAAGAUUAUACUGAAAAGAAAAAUAAAGCUGAUCAAAUGCGAAAAACCGAUGAAUAUAAUGGUUGGAUACAACAAAUUAAUUCUUAUAGUUCUUCCAUAAAAGAAGUUUUAAAUGACUACGCUACCAAAUAUCAAGAUGAAGAUAAAUUUGAUAUACAAACUAUAACAAGUAUUAUAUCGAAUUUAGAAUCAAGAGCAGAUUUAUCUAAUCAUGAUGAAUCAUCUCUGUCUAUAUUAAAAGACACAAUUGAAAAAGAAGAAGAAUUGAAACGUGUUUUACCAGCCGAUGUUGAAAGUUUAAAAAUUACUAAAAAUCAAAUGAAAGCAAUCAGUAAUGUACUUGUGCCAAAGCUAGAUGAAGUUAUUACAAAAAUUUCAAGUAAAUUUGCGUCUCUAUUUACAAAUGUAGGUAGUGCAGGUCAAGUUUAUCUAGAUAAGGCACAAUUAUAUUCUGAUUGGCAGAUAGAAAUUAGGGUAAAAUUUAGAGAUAAUGCAGCAUUGAGCAAAUUAGAUUCUCAUACUCAAUCCGGUGGGGAAAGAGCUGUCUCUACAGUCUUAUACAUGAUUGCCUUACAGGAAUUCACAAGUGCACCAUUCCGUGUAGUUGAUGAAAUCAAUCAAGGUAUGGAUUCUAGAAAUGAGAGAAUUAUUCAUAAGGCAAUGGUGGAAAACGCUUGUGCUGAAAAUACUUCUCAAUAUUUCUUAAUUACUCCAAAAUUAUUAACUAAUCUGCAUUAUCAUGAAAAAAUGCGUAUUCAUUGUGUUAUGGCGGGCUCUUGGAUACCUGAUCCAAGGAAGGAUCCUAACAUGAUACGUUUUGGUGAAACUUCAAAUUAUAUCAUUUGA
Messenger RNA from Henningerozyma blattae CBS 6284, 3270 nucleotides. RefSeq names its product DNA repair ATPase SMC5 (gene SMC5). Lineage: Eukaryota; Fungi; Ascomycota; Saccharomycetes; Saccharomycetales; Saccharomycetaceae. Gene Ontology annotation, cellular component: Smc5-Smc6 complex. Gene Ontology annotation, biological process: double-strand break repair via homologous recombination. The record is from RefSeq and is a predicted model, not a curated record. The transcript has a single exon. Bases 1 to 3270 code for a protein of 1089 amino acids. Gene Ontology annotation, molecular function: ATP binding; ATP hydrolysis activity.